Molecule: messenger RNA, 701 nt
Organism: Zingiber officinale
Lineage: Eukaryota; Viridiplantae; Streptophyta; Magnoliopsida; Zingiberales; Zingiberaceae
Exons: 2
Coding region: 177-671 (164 amino acids)
Source: RefSeq, a predicted model, not a curated record
UAUAUACGUGCUCAUUGGCCCGGUCGAACCUCGUUCACCGGGCGUGCGUGCUUCGAGGCCAAUCCCUCAUGUUUCCCAAAAGCUGAAGGAAAGAAUCCUAGUGAAUUGGUCUGUAAACAGAGGGCGACCAAUAAGACUAGCUUACGCACUCAGGCUUUCCGGACUCCAAAACUCAAAUGGCAGCAAUGGUAAUUGAAUCCAGAUGGGAACUCUAUACGCUUCUACUUGAAUCUCCAUCCUUUCUUGUCAUUCUCGAAGCAUCAAUGGAUCUUGAUCAAAAGAUAGAGGCCCUUUCUUCUAAGACCCUAUUCUUCCCUUCUGAAGAAGAAAAGAGGAAAAGGAAGACAUUUGGUUUAACCAUUAGCACAGCUUUUCACCCCAGAUCUUUCCAUCUAUUUAGUGCAAAGCUCUCCAACUUCUGUGUCAAUCCUAACACACAGCCAAUUAAAGCCGAUUUCCACCUUUCCGCCUCCUUCGCACUCUGGUUUCAAUCGUGCGAUCUUGACUCCCUCAUUCACUGUAGGUGGGACAAACGUCAGUGCACAAUCUGCAGAUCGAAUCCUGAAAAAUUUAAAGAGAUCAGCCCAGCUACCAGAUCAACAAUGGAGGUCGAAGAGUUUUCAAUCUCCAGUUCUUCUUCUCCAUCACCUCGAUUUUGCUCUUCAAAUUGAGUAGACGAUGACGGUCUCGUAGUAUCCUUC